CCAUUUCAUCACAAACUCAAACACCCUCAAAAUCUCCAUUUUCUCUCUCCUCCAAAAACUUUCUCAACCUUGCAAUGGCUCGUACCAAGCAAACCGCCCGUAAAUCCACCGGAGGAAAAGCUCCAAGGAAGCAGCUCGCCACCAAGGCCGCCCGUAAGUCCGCCCCAGCUACCGGGGGAGUGAAGAAGCCCCACCGUUUCCGCCCUGGAACCGUGGCACUCCGUGAGAUCAGGAAGUAUCAGAAGAGCACUGAGCUUCUCAUCAGGAAGCUUCCAUUCCAGAGGCUGGUUAGAGAAAUCGCUCAGGAUUUCAAGACCGAUCUUCGCUUCCAGAGCUCUGCCGUCGCUGCUCUUCAGGAGGCUGCUGAGGCUUACUUAGUUGGUCUGUUUGAAGAUACUAACCUCUGCGCUAUUCAUGCUAAGAGGGUUACUAUUAUGCCUAAGGAUAUUCAGCUCGCCAGGAGGAUUCGUGGUGAAAGGGCUUAAGUUCUAAGUUUGGUUGAUUUUAAUUUUGUUUGUAAUUUGGUAAUUAGGGUUUAGUAAUGAAAGAAUCUGUAUUUAGUUGGAAGUUUUUAUGUUGAAACCGAAAUGAAUGAAAUCAAAAUGUUAUGGUUUAAUCAAA
Messenger RNA from Spinacia oleracea (spinach), 621 nucleotides. RefSeq names its product histone H3.2. Bases 75 to 485 code for a protein of 136 amino acids. The transcript has a single exon. Gene Ontology annotation, cellular component: nucleosome. Gene Ontology annotation, molecular function: structural constituent of chromatin; DNA binding; protein heterodimerization activity. Lineage: Eukaryota; Viridiplantae; Streptophyta; Magnoliopsida; Caryophyllales; Amaranthaceae. The record is from RefSeq and is a predicted model, not a curated record.